This is a messenger RNA of Trypanosoma rangeli, 1200 nucleotides long. Its product is annotated as protein kinase. The coding region runs from base 1 to 1200 and encodes 399 amino acids. NCBI's taxonomy places the organism in Eukaryota, Euglenozoa, Kinetoplastea, Trypanosomatida, Trypanosomatidae. Gene Ontology annotation, molecular function: protein kinase activity; ATP binding. The transcript has a single exon. The record is from RefSeq and is a predicted model, not a curated record. Gene Ontology annotation, biological process: protein phosphorylation.
AUGCAGCAGAUACCGCCUCCGACAGGAAGCGUCAGUCUCACGGCUGCCAGUAGCUGUAUUGGCCGAAACAACAAGUCUAGAACACUCCUCGAGGAUAGUUUCCCCGCCCUCAUUGGACCCUCGCUGCCGUGGAAGUACCGCCAGCCUCGUCCCUUGGGCCGUGGCGCCUGGAGUACCGUCUGGACCCUCAUCGAUAACGCCACGAAUGAAAUUGUUGUGGGUAAACUCUCCAACUUAGCCCUUAUGUCGGAGCAGAACAAAAAUUUUGCUCGCUCCGAGGCGGUGAACAUCUUGAGUUGCGAGCACCCAAACAUCAUUCGUCUCCUGGAAACAUACGAGCAGAAUGGGAAAUUGCUGCACAUACUAGAAUACGCUGACGCGGGGGAUUUGAUGACUCAAGUGGAGGUUCGCGCAAAUAGUUUGUCUUGGGCAGAGAAUGGCAUUGCCUUUGUGGGGCGCAAAGGCGUCGCGGGGACUGCACCGUUUUAUUACAGGGAGAAGGAGGUUCUUAUUAUUUUGGCGCAAAUCUGCCUUGCCGUAAAGUACAUCCAUGAGAAGAAGAUCAUGCAUCGUGAUCUUAAAACGUCCAAUAUUUUGCUUCGAAAAAAUGGUCUUAUUAAAUUAGGCGACUUUGGUUUAUCGCAAAAAUGUACCCAGAACCUUUCUGGUGUGGAGGAAACGUUCUGUGGGACACCCCACUAUCUUUCUCCGGAGCUUUGGCGCCGAGAAAGCUACAACUACAAGGCUGACAUUUGGUCCCUGGGCGUCCUGCUUUACGAGCUGAUGGCAUUGCGGAAACCGUUUAUCUGCAACAGCAUGCAGGAACUGAUGCAGCGCGUGCUGACAGAAGGGAGCUAUGACCCGCUGCCGGCAGACAGGUACAGUGAGGGGGUGCGCGACCUUUGCUACGCCAUGCUGCGCGUUAACCCACAUGAGCGGCCUAACAUCAUAGAGGUUUUUGAGACGCCCGUCCUGUUGAAUGGAGGAUUAGAGUACCUGAAAAAAAAUCUGAUGAGGUUGCGUAAAAUUGAAGACGCAGUGCGAAGCCGUUUGUUGUGGGAGGUAGAUUCCGUGCAGCAUACGUGUUGUAUCGAGCACCCGCUCUCGGUGUCAAGGAGCAUCAGCGCAGAACGGAAGGAGACGCAAUCCUCAGAAGACAACGAAAGCGGCGGCAGCGCGGUGAGUUCCAGCGUUGCGUAG